UUAGACCAGAGACUAUAUACGAGAAGGUUUGACAUUGAAUUGAAGAAUAAAACAAUACGGCAUUCACGAGGACAGCUACGUGUUCUCUUACUGUUCUCAACAGCUGCCGGAACUACGACAACAACAGACAUGUUCGGUCGAAAGUCGCUAGUUAACAGGGCCGCCUGUUAAACCGGGACACCGUUUACCUGACACUAACUAACCUUCGGUCACUCCGCUUCUCACCUGCUUUACUGUUUUUCAGCCUCUCCCAUCUGCUGCUUGUAACCGGAGCUGCUACCGUUUCUGCCGCAGCGGAGAACAUUCUCCUCACCACACGCAGCGAAGCCAUUUCAACGGAUUGAUUCACUAGUAUGGUCACCUUCACGCCGGACAAACAUGCUGUCAGAAGACAGCUCACAUGAAGGCAAAAUGGCGCCCGAAACGUGAAUCGUUUUUAAUCUUCCGACAGAAAGCAACUACUUCGCAAAGGUCUUGCAUGAGAUUGCUGUCCGAUCACUGAAGCCAUGGCUAGUCCUCAUGAUCUUCAAUUCCAAGAGUUUGAGGAAGCAGCAGAGCUUUUGUCUGCAGACCCGGGGGCCUCCACUCUCAGUAUGUCUGCCUCAAACUCCAUCAAUCCAGCAGGGGAAGGAGAAGGAGAGGAUGUGAAACUAGACCUCUCAGAGGACGAGGAGGGUCAGGAGGAGAGUUCAGAGUUGUUAGGAGGACAGAAACCAACUGGUGGCUUCUGGACCUUUGAGUACUAUCAGUCUUUCUGGGAUGUGGACACAGUGCAGGUACUGGACAGAGUUAAAGGGUCAGUGAUGCCAUUACCUGGAAGAAACUUUAUCAAACACCACCUUAGGAGUAACCCGGAUCUAUAUGGGCCAUUUUGGAUCUGUGUUACGCUGGUGUUCUCAGUAGUGAUCAGUGGGAACUUGUCCACCUUCCUCAGUGAGCUGGGAAACCCCUCCUACCACUACCGACCACAGUUCCACAGAGUGACAAUAGCAGCAGUUGUGAUCUUCAUGUACGCCUGGCUGGUGCCGAUUGGUUUAUGGGGUUUUCUGACCUGGCGGCAGGGGGCUGAGAGGCAGAUCGGGGGCUAUUCCUUCCUGGAGACGGUGUGUGUCUACGGCUACUCUCUCUUCAUCUAUAUCCCCACCUCGGUUCUGUGGAUCAUUCCAUUUGAGUGGUUGCGCUGGACACUGAUCCUGUUUGCCAUGGUGGUAUCUGGCUCUGUCCUGGUCCUCACCUUCUGGCCGGUUGUCCGUGAUGACACCAAGGUGAUGUCAGUGGCUACAGUUGUUACCAUCGUGGUUUUGCACACACUGCUGGCUAUCGGCUGUAAGAUGUACUUCUUCCAGACAGCGGUCCAUGUACCAACAACGGCCCCUACACCCCCCCCGCUUCACAUAACAGGGUCAACAAGACCCCACUGACCAAUAGGAAGGAGUGCCUGCAGGAGGGAGAGAGGAAAUGAAGGAAGUCUCUGUUGUGCUUGGAAUCACAUGCAGAUAUAUUACCAUGUAUAGGCAGGCGGGUAAUGGCAAUGUUGAUUAAUUGCGUGAUCUGUUCAAUCCUUGCGUGAUGAACUGAUGGGAUGGGUGAUUGUGAUUGUUUGUCUAAUUUUGUUUGUCUAAUUUAUCCUGAGGUGGCUCUACUGGGACUGAAGUAGCACUUGUUCACUGUAAUAAUUGUACAUUUGUACAGUGAUGUCUGGGGAUGUGGUGCAAGUUUAGAAGAAGACAUUAAAAAUGAUUCAUUGGUAAGGGGAAAAGUGUAAAAAGUUCUAAACCAAAUACAACCAUUAAACCAUGCUGCGACCAUUCA
Messenger RNA from Cyclopterus lumpus (lumpfish), 1812 nucleotides. It is a transcript of the gene yipf2, whose product is annotated as Yip1 domain family, member 2. NCBI's taxonomy places the organism in Eukaryota, Metazoa, Chordata, Actinopteri, Perciformes, Cyclopteridae. Gene Ontology annotation, biological process: vesicle-mediated transport. The record is from RefSeq and is a predicted model, not a curated record. The transcript is spliced from 9 exons. Gene Ontology annotation, cellular component: membrane; Golgi apparatus. Gene Ontology annotation, molecular function: small GTPase binding. The coding region runs from base 507 to 1421 and encodes 304 amino acids.